This is a messenger RNA of Mandrillus leucophaeus (drill), 1502 nucleotides long. Its product is annotated as IgGFc-binding protein-like. Gene Ontology annotation, cellular component: extracellular matrix. NCBI's taxonomy places the organism in Eukaryota, Metazoa, Chordata, Mammalia, Primates, Cercopithecidae. Bases 1 to 1425 code for a protein of 474 amino acids. The transcript has 3 exons. The record is from RefSeq and is a predicted model, not a curated record.
AUGGCUCAUGCCCACCUUGUCCCCACAGCCUUCCAGUGUCCUGCCCACAGCCACUAUGAGCUCUGCGGUGACUCCUGCCCCGUGAGCUGCCCGAGCGUCUCGGCCCCCGAGGGCUGUGAGUCGGCCUGCCGUGAAGGCUGUGUCUGCGAUGCUGGCUUCGUGCUCAGUGGUGACACCUGUGUGCCUGUGGGCCAGUGUGGCUGCCUCCACGAUGACCGCUACUACCCGCUGGGCCAGACCUUCUACCCUGGCCCCGGGUGUGAUUCCCUUUGCCACUGCCGGGAGGGUGGCCUGGUAUCCUGUCAACCCUCCAGCUGCGGCCCGCAUGAGACCUGCCGGCCAUCCGGUGGCAGCUUGGGCUGUGUGGCCGUGGGCUCUGCCACCUGCCAGGCGUCGGGAGACCCCCACUACACCACCUUCGAUGGCCGCCGCUUCGACUUCAUGGGCACCUGCGUGUAUGUGCUGGCUCAGACCUGCGGCACCCGGCCUGGCCUGCAUCGGUUUGCCGUCCUGCAGGAGAACGUGGCCUGGGGUAAUGGGCGAGUCAGUGUGACCAGGGUGAUCACGGUCCAGGUGGGAAACUUCACCCUGCGGCUGGAGCAGAGACAGCGGAAGGUCACGGUGAACGGUGUGGACAUGAAGCUGCCCGUGGUGCUGGCCAACGGCCAGAUCCGAGCCUCCCAGCAUGGUUCAGACGUUGUGAUUGAGACCGACUUCGGCCUGCGUGUGGCCUACGACCUUGUGUACUAUGUGCGGGUCACCAUCCCCGGAAACUACUACCAGCUGAUGUGUGGCCUGUGUGGGAACUACAACGGCGACCCCAAGGAUGACUUCCAGAAGCCCAACGGCUCACAGGCAGGCAACGCCAAUGACUUCGGCAACUCCUGGGAGGAGUCGGUACCUGGCUCUCCCUGCCUGCCGCCGCCCACCUGCCCGCCAGGGAGCGAGGGCUGCGACACCAGCAAGUGUCCUCCCGAGCAGGAGAAGAAGUAUCAGAAGGAGGAGUUCUGUGGGCUCCUCUCCAGCCCCACAGGGCCGCUGGCCUCCUGCCACAAGCUGGUGGAUCCCCAGGGUCCCUUGCAAGAUUGCGUCUUUGAUCUCUGCCUGGGUGGUGGGAACCUGAGCAUUCUCUGCAGCAACAUCCAUGCCUAUGUGAGUGCUUGCCAGGCGGCUGGAGGCCAUGUGAAGCCCUGGAGGACGGAAACUUUCUGUCCCAUGAAGUGCCCAGCGAACAGCCACUACGAGCUCUGCGCGGACACCUGCUCCCUGGGCUGCGCGGCUCUCAGUGCCCCUCUGCAGUGCCCAGAUGAGUGUGCUGAAGGCUGCCAGUGUGACGCCGGCUUCCUCUACAACGGUGAAGCCUGCGUGCCCAUCCAGCAGUGCGGCUGCUACCACAAUGGUGUCUACUAUGAGGUAGGAACCUAGUCAUCUGGGGCAGAAUAUGGGGCCUCACCCCUCCCACUCCUCAUCAGCCCCACAGCCUACUUGGUCUCUUAUUUAUU